Tachysurus vachellii is the source of this 2332-nucleotide messenger RNA. RefSeq names its product glucosamine-6-phosphate deaminase 2 (gene gnpda2). The record is from RefSeq and is a predicted model, not a curated record. NCBI's taxonomy places the organism in Eukaryota, Metazoa, Chordata, Actinopteri, Siluriformes, Bagridae. Gene Ontology annotation, biological process: carbohydrate metabolic process; N-acetylglucosamine catabolic process; N-acetylneuraminate catabolic process. Gene Ontology annotation, cellular component: cytoplasm. The transcript is spliced from 7 exons. Bases 120 to 953 code for a protein of 277 amino acids. Gene Ontology annotation, molecular function: identical protein binding; glucosamine-6-phosphate deaminase activity.
UGACCGGAAACAAAUCAUAUGAUCAGUGUUUACAAAAAAAAAAAAAAAAACACAACCCUGACUUCAUUCACACAGACGCCGCUCGACGUGCACGAUAUUUUGUAGUGUUUACGGUGAUCAUGAGGCUUGUGAUCCUUGAUGACUAUGACCUGGCAAGUGAGUGGGCUGCCAAAUACAUCCGCAACCGUAUUAUCCAGUUCAAGCCCAGUGCAGAGAGAUACUUUACUCUUGGCCUGCCCACAGGAAGCACGCCACUGGGGUGUUACAAGAAGCUGAUUGAGUAUUACAAGAGUGGAGACCUUUCCUUUAAAUAUGUGAAGACUUUUAACAUGGAUGAGUAUGUUGGUCUGCCAAGGGACCAUCCGGAGAGUUACCAUUCCUACAUGUGGAACAACUUCUUCAAACAUAUCGACAUCGAACCACAGAAUACUCACAUUUUGGAUGGCAAUGCGACUGACCUGCAGGCAGAGUGUGACUCAUUCGAGCAGAAGAUAACAGCUGCUGGGGGCAUUGAGUUGUUUGUAGGAGGAAUUGGACCUGAUGGCCACAUUGCCUUUAAUGAACCAGGUUCCAGUCUGGUGUCAAGGACGCGAGUGAAGACACUGGCUAAGGACACUAUAGUGGCCAAUGCUCGCUUCUUUGGAAAUGACUUGUCUAAAGUCCCCACCAUGACCCUCACUGUUGGUGUGGGCACAGUUAUGGAUGCUAAAGAGGUUAUGAUACUGAUCACAGGAGCACACAAAGCAUUUGCCUUAUAUAAGGCCAUAGAAGAAGGAGUGAACCAUAUGUGGACUGUGUCUGCCUUCCAGCAGCACCCUCGUACCAUCUUCGUGUGUGACGAAGAUGCCACGCUUGAGCUCAGGGUCAAGACCGUAAAAUACUUUAAAGGGCUGAUGCAUGUCCACAAUCAGCUGGUUGAGCCGACACACAGCAUGAAGGACUAUAUGGAUUAAGGCUGAAGGCCGGGGAGUACGUUGUGUCAUAUGGGAAUGAAGUGGAUUUGCAUCAGUUUGUGGUAGUGGAAUGUGGUUUCUCACAUGGCACAAGCCCCUAGAACUCACAAAGGUGCCUGAAAUACCAGUGAUGUGUAGAUUCCAAAUUUGCAUCACAUUAAUGUUUACUUGCACAACAGCAAAUGCAAACUCUUGUCUGCCAAUUUAAAACUAUUGGUAAAGGCAGCAUUAUAAAGACCAGGAUGGAAUGAGUAUGAAGUCAAGUUUUAUUAUAAGUCAUUUCUGGCCUUUUGUUGUUGAAGAAAGACCUCUUGCAUUUUAUUUCACUCCUCUGUUUAAGGCUUAAACACUAUUUAACCAUUGCAUAUUUAAUGUGCCUUGAAGUUCUAUUACUGUAUUGAAUGAUAAGGUGGGGUUCAUCGGUGAAGAGAUUCUGGUUCAUAUGAGAUCUGGUUUAGGUUACUUGAAGUAUUUGACAGACCUUUUCCUUUCAAAUAGAAAAUCUUGAAACACAAACACAUUUUAGAAUUUUAUGGUCAUUUAUUUAAAACUUAACCUACAGUGAUCUGCUGUUCAUAUUCAAUUCACUCAAAUAUAUUUUGGACUAAAAGACAAAAUCUGCAGCUAUGGAAAUGAUGACCGUUUCAUUAUAAGGCACUUUCCUUAGCCCAGGCCUGGAUUGACCCUGACUCUGCUAAUUAAUAUGCUGAGACAUCUAAGUCAAAUCCAACCAAAGCUGACUUGCACAGUAUGUGGUUUGAAAUAAUGCCCUUUACACUUGGUAGUAAAAUAUUUAAUAUACAGGGAGGCAUUUUGGAUGGAACUACAAUAUACAAGCUAGAGACCAAUCCAUCUCUGGAAUCUUAAGUGAUAAGUUUAUUUGGGACCAACAUUAGUGGUGUAUUUUCCCAAAAUUUUUUCUCAGACUUCCUUAUUGCUUGAACUAUGAAACACUAUGUGACAAACAGCAGCUCAUAAAAUCAGAUCCAGCCAUUGUAAAUGUUUCAGCACCAUAAAUCAGCCUAUUUAGUCUGAAUAUAUGUUUCCACCACAUGUUCACUCUUUAAUAUUACUAUGUUGGCUUUCUUUCUUUUUCUUUCUUUCUUUCUUUCUUGUGUUUAGAAAUGUUACUGCAUGGAAUGUUACCUUGGAAUCAUUCGUAUGACUGAAAUUAUUUGUAACCUCUUUCAGCCUCAAUAUGUUGAUUUGCUUAAACUGUACUAUACCUGUGAAAGAUGAUAGCAACAGUGUUAAUGUUUAUUUUCUGUUGAAAGGUUUGCAUUCACCUCAUUAGUAAAACUGCUGUUACCAGACUUUCAUUUUAAUACCAAAUCCUCUGAAUCGUAUGAAUGGUAAAUAAAGCUUGUUUGAUUAAAAUA